Messenger RNA from Closterium sp. Naga37s-1, 735 nucleotides. Lineage: Eukaryota; Viridiplantae; Streptophyta; Zygnematophyceae; Desmidiales; Closteriaceae. The record is from the annotation of a GenBank genome assembly.
AUGCUGAAGGAUGUGGAAGGUCCUUUCGCGGAUGGUGAAGGGAAGGACAAAGAGGAUGAGGUGACGUCGCCGAUCGCUGACCCCGAGGCACCUGCGAAAGGGGAGGAAGAAGAGGAAGAUGAGGACGAUGGUUAUCUCAGCGACGAUCCGGAGGAGCAUUUUGAUCCGGUGAAGGCGGGGGAGAUUGCUGCGCGCGCUGGUUUCUCAAUCACGAUGCUGGUCCCGAUCAAGUACGAGGAGGAAGUUCAGCGUACCAUUGAUAUGGUCAAAGGGCUUCUUGCGCUGUGGAGGAAGCACAUGUCGGCCCACAUACUGACGACGACUAAAUGUCAGGUUCUCCUGCCUGCGUGGUUGUCAAAGAAGCGGUAUGGAAGGCUACAAGCCACCUUCCAGCAGGCAUCGGGCGCCAACUACGUGUGGUGUCGCAGGAUCGAGCACAAGAUGCUGAAUGAGAAAAGCAUUUUCCUGGACUGGCAGCAUCCAGAGAAUCCGAUCUACAUUCAGGAGCGUGCGACAAACCCGAACUCGAUUGAAGUGCUGCUGAAGAGCGUCCCGGCCGCCAUUACGUCGGAGACGGUGUAUGAGUACCUGGUGAAGACGGUGCUGGAGAAGCGUGGUCGGACCCCGUUUCUCAGCGGUGCUGCUUUCCACAGGGUGGUGGAUCCGGUCACCGGUGCGGAUACUGACAAGAUCAGGGGCCUGGUUAAGGGGCACCCGGGGGAUAAGUAUCGCUAG